AUGCCUGCGAAGCGCAAACAUCGUUCGUCGCCGGCUCCUAAGGGACUAGCUGCAGGGGAACCACUUAAACGAGGCAAAUUGCCUGGCAGCGAUCCAUGGGGUUGGGUUGGUACGGAGGUCACCCAUCCCUCUCAGGUCACCUUGGAACAUCGUCUUAUGUCGUGUGGUCUCUCUCGGAGGAGUAACAACCCGUUUUGUGCCAACAAGUACGCACACAAGUCAGAGAAGCAGAACAGCCCUACUCCCAAGCGUGAACCCGCAGAUGGCGAGCCGGGAAACGACAUCAUUGUUGUCUCGGAUGAUACACCACCACCAUGCAGUAAGAAGUUGUGCAAGAACAACCCUAAUUGUUUGAAUUACCUCGGACAAGAGACAUGGAAAGACGAAGACAAAGUCAGGGAUCUAUUCCUGAAGGCAUCUGACCUAGGGUUCAACCCAGUGCUCAACGCCCGAGAUCCCGAACUUCCUGUUGGCUUAAAGGUAUGGUUUAGAGACCUAGCUUUUCGCAAUGGUGUCUAUAUGUGUCAGCCAUCACAAGAUAAGGAAGAUGUAUUUGAGGAUUCGCCUAUAUUUCAGUUACAAGUGACGUUUACUGCAUUGCAGGAAUGCACCCAAAACGUCUUCAAUCCCGAAAAACUUGCUGAAAGCUUAAAGCUUUCAACCUCAGAACAGCAAGAUGCACAAGAGUUCUCAAAGCUUUUUAUGUCUCACCUCGAUGCUGAAUUCCAGAAACAGUCAUCACCAUCUUUAAGAUCACUUGUAUCUAAUCAGUUUCAAGGGGAGCAAGUAUACGGCACAAUCUGCGGUAAUUGCCACAAUAAAUCUGAGCGAUCUACGGACUUCCUUGAACUUGAAAUAAAUAUCGAGAACAACGCUCGGCUGGAGGACCGUAUCGCUGCUCUUCUACAGGACGAGAAACUCACUGGUGACAACAAGUACCUGUGUUCGAAAUGCGAGUCGCUCCAGGAUGCCACACGGUAUACUGAGUUGCGAAACCUUCCUCCUGUACUUCAUUUCUCCCUCUUACGAUUUGUUUACGACUUUGCCUCUAUGGAGCGCAAGAAGUCUAAGCACAAUCUUCUGUUCCCAACGACACUUGACAUGGACCAAUUUGUAGGUUCUGCUGCCGCCCGAAAAGCAGCGAGUAGCGACAAGAGUGCCAGAAAGGACAUCUAUGAGCUCAGAGGUGUUCUAUUACACAAGGGACCGAGUGCAUAUCACGGCCACUAUGAGGCUCAAGUCCUGGAUACCGCAUCGAAUACAUGGUUUCAGUUUGACGACGAAAAUGUCACAAAGAUUGAUUCACUCGGAGAAAGGAGAUACACUGGUCGCGAUAUAAUUGACGUUCUGAAUGGGAACCCCAAGAAGGGAAGUACUGGAAAUUCUCGUGGACGUCCCGCAAAGAAAAGGCGGCGGAUCGAUGAUAGCGACGAUGACGUUGUCGAGGAUAUCUUUUUAUCGAAAGACGUCUACAUGCUUAUUUAUGUUCGCAAGGAUGUCCCAUCCCCAGACAACGCCAACUGGCCAAUGACUAUUGCUAGCCAAGGAUCCGAGCAUGGAGCCAUGACGAUUGAUGGUGGAAGUUUUUUCCCUCCCCCACGCGCUCAGGAGGUUGUAAAUAGUCUGAAUGCAGCCCAUGACAUGGCCUGUGACGCAUAUGCAAAGAGGGAAAAAGAAGCAAAGGAACAUUUUGAUGAGUUGCUCAGGAAGAUGAAAGCCAUCUAUUCCUCUUGGAGCGUCAAUUCUAUGGAUGAGGACUCCGUCAUCAUAAGCCGUCAUGCUCUCGAACGAUGGUUGUCUAAACCUCUUGCAAAGCCAAAAACCAAACCUAGGAGCGGAGAGGAACCAGAGACCACACCCGAGAUUUCGUCAAGUUCAGACAUCCUUUGCUACCACGACUUUAUGGAUCCUCAAAGAGCCAACAAUAUGAAGCGUGUCUCCGCUAGCGCGUAUAAGAAGCUCGCUGAGUUUAGCGAGUCUGAAAUUUCUCCGGUAUGCCAGGUGCAUGACGUUUGUGAGACAUGUGUCAGGGAAUCAUUCAUAGAAAAACUAUAUCAAGUCGAACAUCCUCGACUGGUAGCACAGUUCGAUGCGGUCUGUGAUGAAACCCCUGAUCAACCGGGUUACUGGAUAUCCAAGAAUUGGCUCAAAGACUGGCGAUUGCAGAAGCCCAAAAUGCACACACCGCUGCAAGGAGAUGCAUCACCCGAUGCCCCAGAGUAUCUCGCUCACGUUGUGUGUGAACAUGGUCAACUGUCGCUGGUGUCAACAGCACGAAAGAGCAUAUCCACUCAGGCUGGUGACAUAAUUAAAGGCUUGUUCCCUCAAUGGGUACCACGCUCAACUCAGGAAGAGCUCUGCGCUGUUUGUGAGGCAACCAUAAAUAUGUCCAGGGAAGACAAGCGUGAGCUACGGAGGAAAGCUGAAGACGAGAAGGCACGGCUACGUCACAUGCAUGACAACGCCCUAACAGGAAACACUCUGCUCCUCGAGAAUGUCCCGUGUGCUAUCCUGCCUGCACACUUCGUGCGUUUGUGGAGAAAGUGGGUCACUCGGCCAACAGAUGGACCUCGUCCCGAAGGUGUCAAUAAUUCACAAUUCCUGUGUGAGCAUGGGCACCUUCUUUUCGAUCCUAAUUGUCCAAACGAUUGGGACACGUCUAUUGCGGUUGUACAAAUGACAGAGUGGAUGCUGUUAGCAGAUUUGUAUCCAUGCAGCUCCCCCAUCACACUGGAGAAGAAACUUGUCGAAAACCCACCGAACGUAUUUGACACCAAGUUCGAGCACGAUGUUCCCGUGUGUCGUGACUGUCGUUCAAAGAGGCGGUCUAACUAUGAUGUUGCUGAGAUCACUGUUCGGCUGUUGAGUGGGAAAAACGCAUCCAAGGAUGUUGUGACGCAAGAGAACAAAAACCAUAAAUCCGAGGAGAAUGGUCAGCAUCCUCAAAUGACAUAUGGAUCUAAUAGGACCUUCGGUACGCGGCAGUCAAAGCGCAUACGUGAAUCCAAGGAUGGUGUAGAAAAGAAACGGAUCACUGUCUCCAAGUCGACCACGGUGAAGGACAUCAAAGUGAUGCUAUAUGAAGCGCUCAAGAUCCCAACAAUCUGUCAACGAUUGUCUUACUGUGGCCAGGAACUGGAUGAUAAUUCGGUCACUGUCGCAACUCUUGGGCUUCUCAUAAACGAUGUCCUUGAUCUUCGGGAAGAGGCAGAAGAUGACGAGAAUGCAAUAACAGAUGACGUUAAUCGUGCGAAGAAAAGGCGCAAGGAAGAGCGAGGUUUUGGUGGUACCCUCUUGGCUUCGUCACAUCCAAAUAUCGUUGCAGACGUUACUGUAAGCUCUGAAGGGGAGCCGCAGUCUGACCAUGAGUACCCCCAGAUCUGA
Messenger RNA from Suillus fuscotomentosus, 3384 nucleotides. RefSeq lists its product as uncharacterized. The coding region runs from base 1 to 3384 and encodes 1127 amino acids. The record is from RefSeq and is a predicted model, not a curated record. Gene Ontology annotation, biological process: protein deubiquitination. Gene Ontology annotation, cellular component: nucleus; cytosol. The transcript has 21 exons. Lineage: Eukaryota; Fungi; Basidiomycota; Agaricomycetes; Boletales; Suillaceae. Gene Ontology annotation, molecular function: cysteine-type endopeptidase activity; cysteine-type deubiquitinase activity; protein binding.